GGGUGGACACUAAAUGAAACCUACACUUAUAAAAAUUACAAAACGCGUUGAAGGUCAGAUCUUGAAAGACUGAAAGCUUUGAUAUCAUCUUUUCAUCUGCACACAAAUAAAGAACAAGUGGACCUGUCAUCAUAUAAAAGGUCAGCAUGGGCGACUGGGGAUUCCUCUCCAAGCUUUUAGAUAAAGUGCAGUCUCACUCAACCAAUAUUGGCAAAGUGUGGCUGUCGGUUCUUCUGAUCUUCAGGAUAAUGGUUCUUGGAGCUGGGCUGGAUAAAGUCUGGGGAGAUGAACAGUCCAGUAUGGUCUGCAACAUCAGAACUCCUGGUUGCUUGAACGCGUGCUACGACCACAUCUUCCCCAUUUCUCACAUGCGAUUCUGGGUGCUCCAAAUCAUCUUUGUGGCCACGCCAAAUCUGGUCUACCUCGGCUACGUUCUGCACGUCAUCCACAAGGAAAACAAACUGAGGCAGCAAUUACAAAACGAGGCAGAGAAACGGGGGGUAAAAAUGCCCAAAUACACUGAUGACAACGGGAAGAUUUAUUACAAAGGGAGUCUGCUUUGUGGCUAUAUGUUGAGUCUCAUUGUCACCAUUUUGUUUGAAGCAGGGUUCAUUGUGGGCCAGUAUUAUUUAAUCGGCCUUUGGAUGCCCACACAGUUAGAAUGUAAGGUAGAUCCUUGCCCUAAGAUCGGUCUGCAUUGUUAUACAUCCCGCCCAACUGAAAAGACCGUCUUCAUUAUCUUCAUGCUCAUUGUGGCGUGUGUGUCCUUAGUCUUAAAUCUAGGAGAGAUGUUCUACCUGAUGGGUCGUAGAGGCGAACACAAGAGGAGGACAUCUGCAAGGUCUGAGAUGCAGAAAUUAACCCCCACCGAGACAUUUUGCUGAAUGAAUCUUAUUUACCAUAAAACUUACUGUAUCUACUAACUUUACAAUGUCAGCACUUUUUACUUGUUAAAUAAACCAUAUUUUUUAUUGGUUUAAGGAAACAAAUUAUGCAUUUACUCUAAUCCAAUUUUAACUGUUUACAACGACUAUAAAAAUGAUGCAUACAUUUCGAACUAUAAUACCGGUGAUUGUAGCAAUUAUUAUAAACCCGCACAAAUACAAAUCCCCACACAUUCUGAAAGAUUAUUGUUUUUCAAAGACCCCUGGAUGUCUUCAGUCCCACCAUAACUGCAGGUUGGUACCUUUUCAGAAGGUGGACUACACCAUUUUAUACCGUAUUAUGGUAUAAAAUACCAUAUUCUGCCAUAUUUAUCCAUAAAAAUAUGUGUGUUAAAUGUUCAUAUUAGUACCUACAUUCUUAAAAAUAAUGGCGCUUAAAUGGUUCUUCACAUCGAUGCCAUUCACUCAAAGACUCUUUAAAGAACCAUCUCUGUCUUACCUUUUUAUAAUCUGAAGAAGAUUAUAAGAGAUUAUUCUUCAUGGAACCAUUUAGACAAAAAGUUCAUUUUAUGGCAUUGUGAAGCACCUUUGUUUUUAAGAGUGUAAAUGGUACGUUUUAGUACCUUAAUGGUGCAGUAUACUUUUUUAUAAGGUAGGCCUAAAAGGCCCAGUGACAAAUUUUGUACUUUUUUUUCUGACAGUGUAGCAAUUCCAGCCAUUAUUGUAAUAUGUGAACAUGUCAUGUGUGCAAAUAUAAAUAAAACAUCAACCAAGCA
Carassius auratus (goldfish) is the source of this 1660-nucleotide messenger RNA. RefSeq names its product gap junction Cx32.2 protein-like. Gene Ontology annotation, molecular function: gap junction channel activity. Lineage: Eukaryota; Metazoa; Chordata; Actinopteri; Cypriniformes; Cyprinidae. The record is from RefSeq and is a predicted model, not a curated record. The transcript is spliced from 2 exons. Bases 147 to 884 code for a protein of 245 amino acids. Gene Ontology annotation, biological process: cell-cell signaling. Gene Ontology annotation, cellular component: connexin complex.